AUGCCGAAUCGAAAAACAAAAAGCCAAGCGCAUGCAUUUGUCGGUGCUAUCGAUCAAGGAACAUCGUCAUCGCGUUUUCUUAUUUUCGAUGCAUCGAACCUGGAACUGGUCACAUAUCAUCAAGAACCUAUAAAAUGUUUGACACCACAGCCAGGCUGGGUUGAACAAGAUCCGAAUGAAAUUCUCGAAAAAACGACCCUUUGUAUGGAAAAAGCGGUGGAAAAGUUCGAAGGACUUGGACAUCAAAAGUCUGACAUUAAAGCGAUUGGAGUAACCAAUCAACGUGAAACAACCAUCCUAUGGGAUAAACAAACAGGAAAAGUUCUUCACAAUGCUCUCGUUUGGUUAGAUGCACGUACACAAGAAACAGUUGAUUUUUUAUUGAAACAAUAUAAUAAACGACAAGAUUGUCUUCAAGAACAAUGUGGUCUACCUAUUUCAACGUAUUUUUCUGCAUUGAAAAUACGUUGGUUAAUUGAUAACAAGGAGGAAGUAAGAAAAGCCAUCGAAGCAAAACGAUGCAUGUUUGGCACUGUCGAUAGUUGGCUGUUAUAUAAUUUACUUUCCAACGACGACAAGAUCGUGCAUGUGACUGACGUGACAAAUGCUAGCCGAACAAUGCUGAUGAAUAUUCGCACGUUGAAAUGGGAUAGUAAUCUCUGCCACUUCUUCAGUAUUCCGGAACAUAUUCUACCCGAAAUUAAAUCAUCGGCGACUAUUUUUGGUCAUAUUAAUAAAGGUCCAUUGCAAGGUGUGCCUGUUGGAGCAGUACUCGGGGAUCAACAAGCUGCGCUUGUUGGACAAAAGUGUUGGAGCGAGGAUUUAGCAUACUCUCGAAAUGGUUUAUUAACAACUGUGGCAUAUAAAUGGAAUGAUGAUGAUGCGGUUUAUGCUCUCGAAGGUUCGAUUGCUAUUGCUGGUGAAUGCAUCAAAUGGUUACGUGAUAAUCUUGAAAUAAUUCCUGAUUCUCAAAGCACUGAAAAAAUUGCAGCUUCGGUGAGUGAUACCGGUGGUGUGUAUUUUGUCCCUGCAUUCUCAGGUCUCUUCGCUCCGUAUUGGAGAUCUGAUGCACGAGGUCUUAUCAUGGGAAUGACUCAAUAUACGACGAAAGCACAUAUCGUUCGGGCAGCUCUCGAAGGUAUUUGUUAUCAAACUCGAGAGAUCACUGACGCGAUGUAUGAUGAUAGUGGUGUGCGCCUUUCGAAAUUGAAAGUCGAUGGAGGAAUGGCGAAUAAUAAAGUUUUUCUUCAAAUGCUUGCGAAUAUCGUUGGUUUGAAUGUCUCUGCGCCGAGUCUGUUUGAAACAACAGCUUUAGGAGUUGCACUUGCUGCUGGCAAAGCAAAAGGCAUUGAUUUGUUUGAGUUGGACGAUGAAGAUGAAAUUGAAACUAAAAUGAAUUCAUUCAUUCCGCGAAUACAGGGCAAAGAACGUGAAGAACAUUUUCAUGCUUGGAAAAAAGCUGUUAUUAAAAGUUUCGAACGUUUCACACCGCCGUUCAAUAUUGAAAACAAAAGUGUACACGACGACAAAUCUCAUUUAUCAUCACGAACAAUUGCCUGGGCGACGAUAACAACUUUGUUUGGUGUUCUAUUGUAUAUGAGUUCUCAUCAUCAUUGA
Messenger RNA from Adineta ricciae, 1617 nucleotides. Lineage: Eukaryota; Metazoa; Rotifera; Eurotatoria; Adinetida; Adinetidae. The record is from the annotation of a GenBank genome assembly.